ACAAGUAUAUAAGCAAACCUGGAAACGGUGAAACGUUUGUUUCGCUUUAAGCAAAAGACUGUUCGCUGGUUCGCAAAACACAAACUAAACUUAAUACUUAACUUAAGUCACUUUUAACACGCAUUUUAAAUAGAAAAACAACAAAAACACAAACAAAACAAUGAAAUUAUUCAUUGGUUUGUUAGUUUGCGUCGUCGCAGUGGCGGCAGCACCCCAAAAAGAAGGCGGCGCAUACACGAAUGAAGCAAUUCGUCAGGCGCAGAACACGUUACUCAUACCAAAAGAUGCGCAAAUCCAAAAGGUGCAAGAAGGAAUAGAAAUCGGCGCUUAUGAAAGCAUUCCGGGCAAUCAACGCAUCAAUCUCUUCGAGAUUCUUGGAGAUCAGUUCCCUCCAGAGGUAGUGAACAAUCUUCAACAACAAGUUGACCAAGUUGGCCGAAAUUAAGUCGUUUUUUAUGUGAAUUUUCUGUUUUUCCUUCAACUUUUACAUUUCUUGAGAUUUCUUUAUGUUUUCUUCAUCCUUUCCGCAAAUUUUCUUCAAUUAUUUCGUGUGUAGUUUGUGGUGCAUUUAUUUUUUUACUUUUAUUUUAAUUUUUGAUGAAUUAUUAUUUAUUAAAACUGUAUACUAACGUUUUAUUCUAGUCGAGUACACAACUGUUUACUUUUAUUUUAUUUUUUUACUUUUCAUUCGCUAUUCCUAUGCUAUUCCUUCAAUUUUAAAUAAAUAUCUUGAUAUUCUUCCCUUCCAAGUGCCAACUUAUCUCUUAUCUCUUAUCAAAAUGUCAUAUAUAUUAUUUUUUCAAUCGAUAUGUACAUAUAAAUCUUUGUUUUCUUAUAAAAAGUUAGAAACUUGAAUAAAAAAUGUUUUUGCACGA
Messenger RNA from Dalotia coriaria, 875 nucleotides. RefSeq lists its product as uncharacterized. The record is from RefSeq and is a predicted model, not a curated record. The coding region runs from base 161 to 445 and encodes 94 amino acids. Lineage: Eukaryota; Metazoa; Arthropoda; Insecta; Coleoptera; Staphylinidae. The transcript is spliced from 3 exons.